UUGAUUGCGCCCUGUCCAAGGCGUCGGGGCAACACGUGGGUCAGUUGGAAGAGAAGUGCGCAGGAAACAUCUCCAAUGGCUCCUCAGUACGCACCAAGUCUGCGCUCCCGUCUGGCACCUUUGCUGCUUUUUCUGCAGAUAGGGUUCAUUGUCAUAUAUGCCUUUUACAUUGAGAUCGAAAGCAAUGAAAAAGUACAUGGGAUUACCUUCAGCGACUUUUACCCUGAGUUCCAGGAUGUGAACGUGAUGGUGAUUCUAGGUUUUGGUUUCUCCUACACAUUUCUAAUGCGGUAUAGUUUCAGUGGCUCUGGGUUCAACCUCCUUGUGGCUGUCAUGGCCACCCAAUGGGCUAUCAUACUCAAUGGAAUAGAGUCCUGGUAUCACAGAGGAAAGAUCCGGAUUGAUUUGAGAAGCUUAGUUGUUGCCGAGAUGUGCGCAGCCUCUGCCCUCAUUUCAAUAGGAGUCGUGCUGGGGAAGACCAACCCUGUCCACCUCAUCAUCAUCGCCCUGCUGGAGGUGUCAGGGUUUGUCCUGAAUGAAUGGCUCCUCCAGACUUUGCUGAAGGUCCAGCCUCUGAACAGCAUCAUGCUGCUUCACAUCUUUGGGGCCUUCUUUGGGCUCACGUUGACCUGGAUCCUGUACCGGAAAGGAUCCAAGCAGCAAUUUGAAAAAGAGAAAUUUAGCCGCAAAACAGGAUUAUUCUCCGUAUUGGGGACUGUGUUUCUCUGGAUGUUUUGGCCCAGUUUUAAUUCAAUCCUCGUGGAUAACCGUACUCCUGGCAGGAGGCUGGAGGCCGUGCUCAGCACCUACCUGGCCCUGGCUGUCAGUGCUGUAACAGCAACUGCUGUGUCUGUGCUCUCCAGCCCCAAGGGGAAAUUCAACCUGAUCCAAAUGCAGUCUUGCAUGCUUGCUGGUAGUGUUGCAGUUGGGGUUUCCAUGCCAGUGGUUCAUCAGCCAUGGGAAGCAAUGACAAUCGGAUUCACGGCUGCUGUUGUGUCCACCGUUGGAUUCCGAUAUCUCAAGACCCACAUGCUGUUUGCAUUUCAUUGCCACGACACCUGCGCUGUCCUGAGCACACACGGACUCCCUGGUCUACUGGGAUGGCUAGCACAUCUCCUCCUACAGAUUAGAGACUGUGAUGAUCACACAAAGGCAGUCCGCUUUGCUGUAUUUCACAUUUGUACUAUCCUCAUCACCAUCACUUCAAGUCUGUGCAUGGGACUCAUUACAGGACUCCUACUCAAGUGGAACUUCUGGAGGCCGCCUCAAGACAAGAAAUGUUUUGAUGAUCAGGCUUUCUGGGAGUUUCCCCAUCUUGCAGUACAAAAGUAAGAAGAUAAAGAAAGAAGUCUGAUCCUGGAAGUACAAACUAUUUUUGGUGUUCAUACUUUUGUGUUCUUGCUUUCAUGCAGAGUGGUUAAAUGUUUUUAUGUGUGCAAGACCAGGAUAAAAAAAGAAAAGUAGAAAAUGCA
Molecule: messenger RNA, 1472 nt
Organism: Cottoperca gobio
Lineage: Eukaryota; Metazoa; Chordata; Actinopteri; Perciformes; Bovichtidae
Gene: rhd
Product: Rh blood group, D antigen
Exons: 10
Coding region: 76-1332 (418 amino acids)
Biological process (GO): ammonium homeostasis; ammonium transmembrane transport
Cellular component (GO): plasma membrane
Molecular function (GO): ammonium channel activity
Source: RefSeq, a predicted model, not a curated record